AUGGACCACUUCUCGCCGGUGGCACCGGCGUAUAUCCGUGUGCUGGUCCUGCCCGUUGGCCAGAUCGAGAGCUCGCGAUUCUCGUUGUUCGUGCGCCGCCUACAGAGUGAAGCCAGCAUCGUCUCCUUGAGCAAUGUAGAGCAUCAGGGMAAUGGCGAUGUCAACUCCCUCUCACCCACGACGUUCCCACAGGGUUCGCUAUUGUACCGCUUUUCAGCAGCAGCGCCAUCCGAGGAGCACGAAAAGAUAUCCCCGUAUGAAUUUUUCCGCGAGCCAUUGAUCAUCUUGGGCGUGGUGGAUGGUUGGCGAGCCGUGGAGGAGGACAGCAAGAAGCAGCUGGCACAGGCCACUGCCUAUCUGCGUGAGCGACACCCCCGAGUCGUUCACCGACAGCUCGUUUGGCUGGAAGAUGGUGACGAUGAAGAUGUGAAGAGCAUUUCGAGCGAAAUCCGUGUCACCAACGCCAAUGAGGUAGACCAUCCCUCGCUCCGAUCAGCUGUCAACGAGCUUUCGGCUCGCUUCUUGGUGGAGUUCUCGACGUAUGCCAAAGCAGUGCAGGCCUCGCCCACCAUUCAAACGCCCGGUCAUACCGCCAAAGGACUGCACAGACAUAGCUCGCUUCGCGAGAGUGAGAGGAGACCCGGGUCAGGUCAUGGGGACUCAUCCCACGCAUCUAGCCCCGUUGAAGAUGGCCGAACGUCAGACUCAUUUCCCACGGGAAAGCUGCCACCAUUGCCAGCGACCUCAUUCGAUCAAAUGCCCAGCGCCAACAACGUCACCUCCACAAACUAUCAGCGACGAGAGAGUGAGAUCAGCACCCAAAGCAGCAAGAGCAAGACCAGGGCGCGAUCCUUUAGUCAAGAUCGCAUCCAAACCCAAGGCUUCGGACAAAGCAGUUCCCAAGAGAAGACUCGCGCGAGGGGUAAAGCAAGAGUUGGAAUCGUGAUGGGAUCGAUAUACAUGAUGUCUGGACAAUGGCAGGAAGCUUUGCGGCUUCUCGCCGAAAGCACCACGAUCUCAAAUGCGUUGACCGAUCAUCUGUGGCAUGCAAAAGGCCUCGAGAAUAUGCUAGUGUGCAUGGUGCUUCUCUUCUGGUCAGGCACAGAGUUCAAAGUUCCAAAAUUGUGUGAUCUCGCGUUGGACAAAGCCAGCGCAUCCAAGUUCUCUCGGGGCGCUUCGAACCCACCUGGAGUUUCUCGGGAGUCUGCAGAAAGUGCCAAGGACAAGUCGCAGGGACAUCGUCUUUCAGUGGUGAUUCCCGGUUUGGCGAGGAAGAUCUUGUCCCUCUUGCGCUCCACAGAGGGAUCACUUGAGUUGCCCUCUCUUGUGUUCGCGGAAGCGAGCGUUCGAUUUGCGAAAUUGUUGGCUACGUUGAACGCCACAAACGGUGACUUGACCUAUGAAAAGGUGCGAGGCCUCGUGGUAUCAGACAGGGAUGCCAGCUCCAGCAACGCACAGCGGCUUGCUGUGCCUUUCGUUGACAUCUACAAGCCAUACUCAAAGGCCUCUAUUACUGAGAUACUCAGCCAGGCAAUUCCGUUUGGUGGCGACGUUUUGGCAACUAGCGACCACAUCAGGCUCCUUGCUGGUAUAGCAUCUGCUUACUCGGUGAUUGGAUAUGACCGUAAGAAAGCCAUGGCCAUCAAAGACGCCGUUACUCGUCUCACCGGCGCACUCAUGCAAGCACGAAAGUUGGGUGCAGCCGAGAUGGGUAUACAUCCGGCUGCGAGUCUGUCCAUCGAUACUGGUGCUGACACGCUUCUUGCCGUCGCUGCCGAGGGCAGCGGACUUGGCAACCUCAUGAUCGAUCUCUCCAACAUAUAUGGAGCCUCAACAUUGCCUUCUUCACGGACCGACUCACCAAUAUUUGCGGACAUCAACACGUUCGGCAAUCCAGCGAUCAAGUUUGAGAUUCUCAGAGCACUUUCCGGCUUUUGCGAGGCUGCACCUGACCCGGAAGGAGUGCUUUUGAUGACGUCGGCAUUGUUGAGAGCUGCCGGACCCAACGCUGCCAUUGACGCUGCUCCGGAACCCGUGUGCAACGCAUUCUCCCGAGAGGAGCAGAUGCAUCUUGCCACCGUGAUAAGCCGCACAGUAGCAGUGUCCAAGCACCUCGGGCUCGCCAAUGUCCAGGCUGUAUACUGGGACUCAUUCUUGGUUCGUGCUGUCGAGUUGAUACAGCCAACCGGCACGAGGGCCGUCCUGGAUCGCACCAAGUUGAAUGGCUUGGAGGCUUCCAUCGACCAGCUGGGCCCGGGGAACCCUCUAUUGUAUGAUCCGAAUGCCAGUCGACCUGGAACCGCCGUUAAGCAGGCUUCAGUGCUMAUUCACGGCGAGCAAUCGGAAUGUGUGAUUACUCUUCAGAAUCCUUUUGACAUUCCUCUUGACAUUGAGGAGGUGAGUCUCGUAACGGAUGGCCUGCAACUCACCUCGCAACAUGAGCCCACGACGUUGGGUCCCAUGCGAUUCCAGCAAGUUUCGCUCAUGGUCGAUGCGGCCGGUGUAGGAUCGACCAAGAUCACCGGCUGUCGAAUCAAGAUGCAAGGCUGUAUCUCACAGAUCUUCCCAAUUGUGACAAAGUCCUGGGCUGCUAGGCCACCCCUCACCACGAAGAACAUCGGACUCGAUGCCCGGCCCAAACGCAAUGUCGAUGGCGCCAAGGACGACCUCAGGAGCUUGGGUAUUGAGUUUGCGGAUGUACCCGUUACUGUCAUCGAAGGCAUGCCCUCGCUGGUGUUCGAGCCCAAUCCACAGCUCGACUCGGGGUUCAUGCUUCUCGAGGGUGAGCUGCACUCAUUGACACUGCAGUUGCGCAACAUUUCCAAGGUGUCGGCGUCUGUUUUUGAAGUCGUCGACAGUGCAGAUGUGCUGAGGCUCGAGAGGGACGAAGCUGCCAAGAGGGAGCUCGUUGUGCCGCCUGGCGCCGUUUUCCCAUUCCAUUUCCAGGCGUAUGGAACGGCCGGCAUUGCGACGACACAAGUUAACUUCUACUACGCUGCCAGUGGCCAGGGCGCCAAGCAUGCGCGCGUCACGACUGUCUCGCUUGGAAUGACGGUAAACGCAGCACUCCAGGUGCAAAACGUCGAGAUUAUGCGCUCGCUUCGUGACCCCGUAGGUGUCAUUCAAGUGUCUCUUGAUGCUCGAAAUGCCUGGCCGCGAUCUCUGUCGUAUGUGUGCCAGUUCGAUGGUGACGAGGAAGCCUCGGCCGAUGGAUGCCCCAUCUCAAAAGGAUAUCUCGCGCCGGGCGAAGUACGUCGUGUCCAUCAAGUAAUGCCUGAUUCAACAGAUGGGGCCAGCUUCGAUGUAGAUGUCGAAAAAGCUCGCCAGCGUUUCCUCUCGCGCUUCCGACUGAAGUGGGAGGCGGGCGCAAGGAGCGGCGUUGCUGAUUUGCAAACCCCGAACUUGUCGCCAGAGUCCCUCCGUGCACUUCAAGGCCCGUCGGUCCAACUUGCGAUAUCUGUUGUUGGCCACGAGGCAAGCUCGAAGGUCAAGGUCGCCGUCGGGUCCUUCGUCCGUGUUCAGGUAACGAUGAAGAACCUCGGGAGGCGUGGCGCGCCACUGCAUCUGCAGCUACGAGAUCUGAUGACACACACUGCGCGGCCGGAUCGUUGGUACCUGGUGGCUGGCUCACUCAAGCGGCUGCUGUCUCCAAUGGCCGAGCGCCAGCAGCGGGCUGUUGAAUUCCUCAUCUGCCCACUGCUUGCCGGCGCUCUUGAUCUGGAGGUCCGACUCGGGGAGCUCGACCCGACAGAUCGGAUUAAUUGGCACUCUACUAGAUUGCAAUCACUUACCGUGUAUGAAGAGGAGAGGGACGAAGAGGGUGUCGGAGAGAGCGAGGCGUGA
Ramularia collo-cygni is the source of this 3843-nucleotide messenger RNA. RefSeq lists its product as uncharacterized. Lineage: Eukaryota; Fungi; Ascomycota; Dothideomycetes; Mycosphaerellales; Mycosphaerellaceae. The coding region runs from base 1 to 3843 and encodes 1280 amino acids. The transcript has a single exon. Gene Ontology annotation, cellular component: trans-Golgi network. The record is from RefSeq and is a predicted model, not a curated record.